AUGCCUAAGAAGCAGGGAGAGCGCGUGGGCGUAGCUCAGGAGGUGAGGAGACCGGCACGUUGCCCGGGCAACCAGGAGGAGAAGGGGGCUUUUUCGGGGGGGGGAGCACCUUACUGAGGGCGUGGCAAGGAUCCGUGAAAGAUGGCAGAGGGGAUGGGCGUGAAUGGGGCGGGGCAGCGGGAGCGGGUUUUACAAAUAGGUCAGCCUUGGGAGGGGGGAGAUGCAUAUAGGAUGGGAAGAGAAAUUGGUGCUAGAAUGGGGAGCGGUAGUGGCUAAGCAUGUUGCACUCACCUACCCCGUGGGGUUGUUGUGAGGAUAAAAUGGAAGAGGAGCACGCACACUGCCUUAAGGUCCUUGGAUGUGUAGUCCCUAAGUAAGGAGUGGAGAGGGAUGUCUGCAGGAAAUAAUUGUGGAUAUAUUAGAUUGCUCUGAAUAGUUGACCAAAGCACGCCUCUUCAACCAACCACGCUGUUGUAAGUGCCUGUGAGCAUGCCUAGCUCAGUGGUCAAGCGCUCUGUUACGACUUAAAGCUGAAGGGACAACAUCGAAAUGUAAUAAGUAAGCAAAUAAGCAACGGACACAGAUGGGUGUCUGUGGCAAACGCCUCUUUUAACUAUGCUGUUGUACAUUAGGUGUUGUAUCUCUUAUUCUUAGGACCUGAUACAUAUCAGGUAGGGUGACCAGCUGCAAGAAAGGGCAGAGCUCUUGCAUCUUGGAAUAGUUUUGUAAAAGGGGAGAAAGGAAUUGGUGUAAGCUUGUCAUGUCAUGUCUUAGCCUUAGCUUGCCAUCCAGGGUUAUUGUGAUGAUCAAAUGCCACAAUGGAAUGUCUAGGCACCAUUUUUUACCUGCAGUUGAAAUUAUUUAUUUAUUUAUUUAUUUAUUUUCUUUAAGAAUAAAUUUCAAGGUGGUUUACAACACAUCAAAACAUCAAAUCCAGAAUAAAACAAAUUCAAGCUUCAAGGAAAAUAUUUCAGAUCCUUCUCUAGGUGACAUUUUGCUUUCCCCAGUCGCCACCCUGGCAUCCAGAGAUCUCCACAUAGUCACAAUUGGACACAUGCCAGUUGCAAAACGCGCCUGACGCCUGGUUAAUUCUAACACUGGUUGGUAUGGCUAGAGCUUGAAAAGGUGUAGUGAGAAUGUGGCAGGCAGAAAGUUAAUUGGUACAGCCUUUACAGCCUAUUAUACUAAUUAGCAUCCUAAAUUGGUUACUUGUUACACUUUUAUGUUACCCUUCUGUAGAAGCCCAGGGUGAUGUACAUGGUUUUCUCACACCCUCGCCCAUUUUAUCCACAUAAGAACUCUGUGAAGUAGGCUCAGCCAAGAUCACACAAUGAGCUUCCUGUUUAGGUGAGGAUUUGAAACCAGGUCUUCCCAGUCCCAGGCUGACAGUCUAAUCACUGUACCAGUGUCUCAAGUGCAGGAUCUUUAACACUUCUGCACCUUAUUUAUUCCUCGGCAUAGCACUUCAUGCACCUGAUGCAGUCCACAUAAAAUCUUAGCCUUUGCUGUUUUUGCUGCAAAUAAUUUCUGGUUUUGGAACCUUAGUUCCGACAUGCUGGAAAUUUAAUUCUGAAUUACUGGCAAAAGGGGAGAAUAAUUUAUUUGAUAAACUCUUUCCCUCCCUCCCUCACCUGUUAGUGGGAGAAGAGUGAAGGAGAAACCUAUAACUAUCCUAGCUCGCUAUCACUGUCCUUGUAUAAAAUUCACCUUCUUUGGGAAAGGUGGUGGUAUUAGUUGGAAGGCGCAACUGGAAUACAGAUCCCUAGCUUUUUCUAGCUGGCUUGGUACCAUCUCUGAGGGUGCUUGCCAUGCUAGCUGCCGUUCAUAUCUGCUCCGCCUUUGCAGUUGGCCUUGGAGGUGUUAUGUCUUCACUUCUUAUACAUCCUUCCUAUUCUGCUGUUUAGUCCCUUGGCUUUCAGUUCAGUGUGCUUUCUGUGUAGUGAAAUAAUUUGGCGAGAAUAAUGUGGAAAGCACUGCAUAUGACUGAGCCAAGGGUGGAGGAGAAAUAUUGAAAUUUCCUAUCAUUUGUCGUGAAGAGCCAUGGUCAAUAUCUGAAUCAAUGCUUGGGUGACAAGGCACCUUGGAAUUUCCCCAGUGUUACUAGGCAUUACUGUUCCCCCCCGCCGCCGCCAUGUUGCUUGGCUCAGUCACCAUUCCCUCUCUUUCCUCCCUGCCCACCCCCUCCAACACCAGCCUAAGAAGCCAGGAUGAGAAAUGACUUCUAGAAUUUGCUGGUUCUGCCCUUUCAGUGUUUCCAUCCCAUGCCUUCCUCCCUUUUGCAUACCAUACUCUCUCCAGAGUUGUUCGCUGCUGUUGUUUCCCCAUGUUGCAAAGUCUUCAACUCUGUCUCUGCAGUUAUUUAGAGCUUAUUAAAACUCCCCCUGUUCAGAGGCAAUGAUGUGUUGAUUUAAUCAAAAGUAUCUGCUGAUCUGAGCAGUGCAACAAAACGUUGGCAAAUGGGAAAUCCUGGGAUAUAGGACCUCAAGCUCCACUAAUCUUAAGUGGCGCAGGCUGUUCUGCUGUACCUUCAGUGGCAAACACUUUCCUCCUUUGCAGGGAAAUCUGCCAGAGGGCCCUGCUGUGAGCUGAAUUGCUUCCUUCUUCAAUGCAUAUUCUGCUUAUAUCACCCAGAAACAAUGGUUAAAAUCUGAGUUUAAUUCUAGUGUCAAUGAGCACAAACUGGCUGGUAGAGUGGACUCUAUAUAAUAAACAAUUUAUUACAUAUCAAAUACUGUUUGAAAUAUGGGCUCCUAAUUAUUGCUCUGUGUAACCGCACAGAGCAUGAAUAGCCAAAUCCCACUGAGUAGUCAGACACAUAAACAUGAUAAUGGUUCAUGUCCACUAUCAUCUAACAUGUGGCAGUAUAUACACAGAAACCCCCAGUGGCACAAUGGGCCACUGUGUCUGGCUGUGAGCAGGAUUCCUGCAUUGUAGGGGGUUGGACUAGAUGGCCCUUGGUAUCCCUUCCAACUCUACAAUUCUAUGGUAUCUUAAAUAUCGCAGUAAUCCUUACAAUCAUCACCUCCACCAACCGUGCACACUUGGUAGGUUGAUUGCUCUUGAGGUCAAGUGGCUAUCAAAAAUAAGAGAAAUUAUUUCUACAAAGUUGGGGAACCCUCUGCGUAUGCAGAAGAAUAUAAAUUUGUAAAUUAAUGAAAAUCUAACAACAGCAUGUUCAGGACCUGUGAGCUUCCGAUAUGUACAAAGUGUUGAGAUGUCAGUUUGGAGGGUGGGGGAAAAGGGAGUAUUAGCCUGCUGAAGCCCCCCAAAGCUGCUAAUAAUACACAUAUCCCCUGGGGGGGGGGCAAGGAACUCAAGAGGGUUGUGGUGAUGCUGCUGUAGACGUUCCUGGAGGAAACGGAUUAUCUUGACCCAUUUCAAUCUGGGUUCAGACCCUGGUUUGGAACUGAAUCUGCCUUGGUCACCCUGGGGCCCUCUAUUGGGAGAGGGAUCCUGUUGCCCUUACUAGAGCUCUCAUUGGCUUUUGGUACCAUGGUAUCCUCUUGAAAUGGGUAUUGGAGGCACUGUUCUGCAUCUCAUUCUCUUGGCAUCUUUUAUAUUUCUAGUGCUCUGAGAAAGAGAGGAAAACCUUUCUCUGUCCCUUUUCUGCACACCAGAAUAAAAGGUAUGUAGAGAGAGGUAAUAUGGCGUUUUCCCCCCAGCAACAAUUUAUUCAUAUAGGUAUUCUCAGAUAAUUUAGAAUAGCAGCAUUCACCUGCUGUUUGAGGGCUUUAGCUCACUCUUUUGAUACCAAUAGAUGGUGCAUGUUUGCACUGACCCAAAAAAUCUAGAUUGCACUAACAUUUAGAGUUAACCUUUUCGUAACAGUUUAGGAUUCGGCGGAGACACUGCGCCUCAUACUUGCAGAUUAAAGGCGCUUUGGGGUUAAAAAUUACUGUGUUCUUAAAAGGCAGUCAAACAAAAAUAAGUCUGUUGAAAUAGGAAGUGACAGCAUCAUAAGCGAGUACUUAAAAAUUAACGUGUAUGGCCAGCCAAGAGCACCAGCCAGCAGGAUUUUGAGGCUGCCGCAUGUGGGCCAUGUAAGCAUUGUGACCAAAAAUACAUUAUUGUAUUAAGAUUCACUAACAGGAACAGAGUGUGUAGUACUUUUCUGCUCUAGUUGGCUCUGGCUAGGGCUUCCUUGAAGACAGCACUCAUUUCUGGGCGGAUUGUUUCAAUAAGAACAGACAACUGGAAGGUGGAGGGGGGAUUCAGUACUUGAAACAGGAACUCUUCUUCCUCCUUCUCCACUUGUCUUGGGGCAAAGACUUACCCUAUUGUACUCUGGAGAGCACCAUAUUGCAUACAUCAUCCCAGGUCUUUAGCUCUCAGUAGUAUUAGAAUGGUAAAUCGUUCGUUCUUCCUCCAGCCUUUGACUCCCUUUGCCCUCGCAACUGUCAGUCAUGUCAAGAGACUGGUGAUUGGUUGAGGUACGUUGACAUUAUUCUUUGUGAUCCAAUGGCUCUCUUAAUAGCCUUGAUAAAUGUUUACAGUAAUGAAAAUUCUACAAAUUCCCAAGACAGCAUGUUCCACUAUCCUCAGCUGUGUUUUCAGUAGAUCGUUUUUCCUUCCCUAUUUAAGGAACCAGGCUAAUUUAAAUCUAGGCUGCUGCGAAAAAAGAACAAUGGAGUAGUGCUGACAAGUGUUGCGGCCAGAUUUUCAAAUACUUCUUGGAAUUUUGCAGGUGGCUCUUUCACUCCGGCACAUCUCUCAUCGCAGUAGCAGAAACAUAAGCUAUUUUUAUGAGGAAAUAGCUUGGUAGAAUAAGAAAAGGAUGUCUUACUCAGGGAGACAAAGGCUAUGUACACACCAUAUAUUUAAAACACAUCUCCCCUCCCCACCCCAAAAGAGAAUCCUGGGAAUCAUAGUUUAUCCUUCCAUUUGGGUCAAAAUUAAGGGAGAGAAGAAUAACAGUGACCUCAUUGUGGGAGUUUACUAUAGAUCCCCAAGCCAAACGGAGGACAUAGACGAUGCCUUCCUGGAACAGAUGGCCAAGCAUGCAAAAGGAAGGGAGAUAGUAGUAAUGGGGGACUUCAAUUACCUGGAUAUUUGUUGGAUGUCAAACUCAGCCAAGAGCAUAAGGUCAAACAGAUUCCUCACUGGCCUUGCAGACAACUUCAUUGUCCAGAAAGUGGGAGAAGCAACAAGAGGAACAGCCAUUUUAGAUCUGGUCCUAACCAAUGUUGAUGACCUGGUUAGUGGGGUAGAAGUGGAAGGAUCAUUAGGCGCGAGUGAUCAUGCUCUUCUGAAGUUUACUAUACAGCGGAAAGGAGCAGCCAAGCAUACUAGGAUUCAAUUUCUUGACUGUAAGAAAGCCGACUUCAUAAAACUUAGGGAAGUGCUGGGUGAGAUCCCAUGGACAGUAAUACUAAAAGGAAAGGGAGUUCAUGAUGGCUGGGAGUUUGUUAAGAGGGAGAUACUAAAAGCACAACGUCAGGCAAUACCAAUGAGAUGGAAACAUGGAAGGUGCCUAAAGAAGCCAGGGUGGCUAUCUAAAGAACUUUUAACUGAGUUAAGAUUAAAAAAGGAUGUGUACAAAAAUGGAAAAGGGGAAACCACCAAAGAGGAAUUCAAACAAAUAGCCAGCACGUGUAGACACAAAGUCAGAAAAGCCAAAGCACAGAAUGAACUCAGGCUUGCUAGAGAGGUUAAAAGCAACAAAAAAGGCUUUUAUGGGUAUGUCCGUAGCAAAAGGAAGAACAAAGAAACAGUGGGGUCACUCAGAGGAGAAGAUGGUGAAAUGCAAACAGGGGACACAGAAAGGGCUGAACUCCUCAAUGCCUUCUUUGCCUCAGUCUUCUCUGAUAAUGAAAACAAUGCCCGACCUGAAGAAUUUGGAGCAAAUGAUUCAGCAGAGGAAACACAGCCCAGAAUAACUAAGGAGAUAGUACAAGAAUACUUGGCUAGUUUAGAUGUAUUCAAGUCUCCAGGGCCAGAUGAACUGCAUCCAAGAGUAUUAAAAGAACUGGCAGAUGUGAUCUCAGAACCACUGGCAGUCAUCUUUGAGAAUUCCUGGAGAACAGGCGAAGUCCCGGCAGACUGGAGGAGGGCAAAUGUUGUCCCUAUUUUCAAAAAGGGGAAAAGAGAGGACCCAAAUAAUUACCGCCCAGUCAGUCUGACAUCAAUACCAGGGAAGAUUCUGGAGCAGAUCAUUAAGCAAACAGUCUGUGAGCACCUAGAAAGGAAUGCUGUGAUCACCAAUAGUCAGCAUGGAUUUCUGAAAAAUAAGUCAUGUCAGACUAACCUGAUCUUGUUUUUGACAGAAUUACAAGCCUGGUAGAUGAAGGGAACGCAGUGGAUGUAGCCUACCUUGAUUUCAGCAAGGCAUUUGACAAGGUGCCUCAUGAUAUUCUUGUAAAGAAGCUGGUAAAAUGCGGUCUUGACUAUGCUACCACUCAGUGGAUUUGUAACUGGCUGACUGACCGAACCCAAAGGGUGCUCAUCAAUGGUUCCUCUUCAUCCUGGAGAAGAGUGACUAGUGGGGUGCCACAGGGUUCUGUCUUGGGCCGGUCUUAUUCAACAUCUUUAUCAACGACUUGGAUGAUGGACUCAAGGGCAUCCUGAUCAAAUUUACAGAUGACACCAAAUUGGGAGGGGUGGCUAACACCCUAGAGGACAGGAUCACACUUCAAAACGACCUUGACAGAUUAGAGAACUGGGCCAAAACAAACAAGAUGAAUUUUAACAGGGAGAAAUGUAAAGUAUUGCACUUGGGCAAAAAAAAUAGAGGCACAAAUACAAGAUGGGUGACACCUGGCUUGAGAGCAGUACAUGUGAAAAGGAUCUAGGAGUCUUGGUUGACCACAAACUUGACAUGAGCCAACAGUGUGACGCGGCAGCUAAAAGCCAAUGCAAUUCUGGGCUGCAUCAACAGGAGUAUAGCAUCUAGAUCAAGGGAAGUAAUAGUGCCACUGUAUUCUGCUCUGGUCAGACCUCACCUGGAGUACUGUGUCCAGUUCUGGGCACCACAGUUCAAGAAGGACACUGACAAACUGGAACGUGUCCAGAGGAGGGCAACCACAAUGGUCAAAGGCCUGGAAACGAUGCCUUAUGAGGAACGGCUAAGGGAGCUGGGCAUGUUUAGCCUGGAGAAGAGGAGGUUAAGGGGUGAUAUGAUAGCCAUGUUCAAAUAUAUAAAAGGAUGUCACAUAGAGGAGGGAGAAAGGUUGUUUUCUGCUGCUCCAGAGAAGCGGACACGGAAGCCGUGCCUUGGUUUUCGAACUUUUUGGAAGUCGAAUGGACUUCUGGAACGGAUUACGUUUGAGAACCAAGGUACCACCAUACUGAAAUGUGCCGUGAAGAUGGAGAUGGAGAAAUAAAAAGUGUGCCCAUUUUGGAUGCUGUUUUCUGACACUUAUCUUUAGCCUCCUGUUAUAGUUCUUGAAUCUUACAAAUACUGCAUGCAUUGUGCAGGGGGAAAGCUGCUGGCAGGUUACAUAGGACAAGUAUCCCCAUUUAUCGAUAUUCUGUAAAUACAGUUGAUAACCUGCUGGGUCACUCAAACCAAAGGUCCAUCUAGAAAACCACCCUGCUUCUCACAGUGGCCAACCUAGCUGCGUCCAGGAAGCCCACAAAACAAAUUGAGAAUGAAAACCCUCUGGCUGUGACUGGUUUUCGGUGGGCUGGUGCCUCUUAUCCUGGAGAUUCAUGACAGCUGUUAUGACAAAUAGCCAGUGUUUAUCAAACUGGAUUUUUUAAAAAAUAAAAGUUUGGUUCUCUAGUUUUUCCACUUUUUUUGUAAAAUACACCGUUUUAUUCCUCUGAUAAUUGCUUCACUGUUGCUGUUAUAAUAUUGCUAUAUUGUUUAUUAUUUUUAUUUUGUAGGUGAUAAGUUGGAAUGUUUUAUAAUGAAAUUUUAUCUUUUAAUAAGUUUUGAGCCACCUUGCUAAUAUCGAAAGGCGGCUUACAAAUACUGAAAUAAAUCUGCUUAGCAGGAAGAUUAUUCCAUUUGUCUUUUUCUCACAAGCCACCCUCCCCCUUUUCCUUUGGCUCUGAUCUGUUUAAUGAGGGUCAGGAGGUGUAAAGCCUCAUUAUCUUACUCCAUUGGAUGUCAGUGUGUGUGUUAUGUGGCCGAGUGCCAGGAUCUUAAUUAGGGAAUUUACAAAGAUAGAGGCCGGAUGCCACUUCUUCAAAACUGCUUGCAGCCUUGCAGCAAGAAGGAAUGGGUUUGAUUAACUCAUUACAAAAUUGGUUUAUUUUGUUAAAAAUAAAAAUAAAAAGACCAGCAAAUUCAGCCCAGAUCAAAACGCCAACCUUCUGUUUUUAAGGCACCCGGAGACAGUAUAAAUAAAUAUCAGUAAUAAGCAUCUGUGUCUCUUUGGAUUGACAGCUAUUUCCCAACCCCAAGCCUCUGUGUUUUGGGAGGUCUCCAGCGUUCCCUCAAGUGAAUCCAAAUUUCAGAAGAAGUGGGCAUUGUGCCUGAUGGUGUACUUCCUACGAGGGGAUGCCUCUGGCUUUGGCACUUUAUGCAGAUUGCUUGUCAAGUAUGCAGGGGCUCCCCAUCCUCCCUUAAAGUGCAUAUUGUAGCAUUGAACUGGGGAAUGCAAGAGUGCAUUGAUUAUGGGGGCAGUCCUUACUGUUUUGGAGUGGUGUUUGAUAUCAAAUAUGUCUUAGGAAACUCUGGGUAUGGUUCAACUAAUGAAUCCUAUGAGCAUAACAGGGCUCCCCCCUCCCCUGGCACCCCCAAAAUUGGCUGUGGGGUGUCAGGAGAACACUCUGAAUAGCUUGCAGGGGGAGGAGAGAGCGGUUAUUCCAUCACGCCCUGUCAAACACUGUCCCAUCAAAAGUCAAGGAAAUAAGCAAUUAUCUGACUUUUAGAAGACAUCUGAAAGCAGCCUUGUUCUGGGAAUUUUUUAAUGUUUGAUGUUGUGUUGGAAGCUGCCCAGAUUGGCUGGGCGAACCCAGUCAGAUGGGUGGCAUACUAAUUAAUUGAUUGAUUGAUUGAUUGAUUGAUUAUUAGGCAAGCUGAAAUGCGUAUCCUGAUGGCACAAUCAACAUACCAUGCCAUUGGAUUCCUUCUUGUGUCCCAGCCUUUGUGGGAUUAUAAGAAUUUUUAGAUUAGCUGCACACUUCAUAUGGCAAUUGUGUCUGCUGCAGAUGUAUUGGUGUUAUCCCAGUAUUUCUUGCUGUGAACAUGUUGUGAAUGUUAUUUUAUUUAAUAGUAAUUGAUUUUUCUUAAUCCCACCUUUUAGAAAGAUUGCCUUUUGAAUGAUAAACAUGCAUCCUUAAACAGUGGCGCGUGUUUAUUGGAAGCCUGCAGUCCAGUCAGGGCUCCUGAGCAUGUUUUUUUAAUGGGUAUUACAAUACAAUAUAAGUUUAUUGUUUUAGCCAAAGGCCAUGACAAACCCGCAGCAACGUUACCAAUAAAACAAUACACACCAUUCAUCCAUAAUAUGAGCCAACACCCAUGAUGUAAGAGAGAGGUUUCCAAAGACAUCCACAAACUCAAAUCCAGCUUGAUUUCAAAUCAAACCACUAAAUCACAACAAUUUAUAGCAAUUUUAUCUAAUCCCCUUUCUCUGUUUUUAUUUGUUAUUAUUUUAUUAUUUUUGCAGCCAGGGUACAGGGUGUUACAAAGCUGUUAUUGUCACUCAGUGGAAACCAAACCACUUCUGCCAGGGUGUACCUGCUUGCUUGUGUGAACAAAGGUUUCAGAAAGAAAUUUCUUGGGUCUGUAUGGAAAGGCCCCAUUGGGAAAGGUUAUCUAGAAAACAAAAUCAUCUGCAUACAUCGUGAUUGAGACAUUUCUGUUCCUAAUUACUGGAGAGGGGGAAGUUUCCAUUGGCUAAAUAUAAAAUAAUUGGCUAAUAUAAAAGUUGAAAAAAGUGGUAGCCAGAAUGCAACCUUGCUUCAUUCGUGACAGUUUAAAAGCAUGAGUCAUACCACCAUUUAAACCUACACUGACCCUCAUUUAUGUGUUGCUGCAUAGUUCUUGGAUCAGUAGCAGAACUCUGCAAUCAACGUUGGCAAUUUGAAAUUUCUCCCAAUCUAAUUCUGAUAAUAGAGUCGAAUGCAGCAGAAAGACCUUUAAAGCCCUAAACGGCCUCAGUCCAGUAUACCUGAAGGAGCGUCUCCACCCCCAUCGUUUUGCCCGGACGCUGAGGUCCAGCGCCGAGGGCCUUCUGGUGGUUCCCUCGCUGCGAGAAGCCAAGUUACAGGGAACCAGGCAGAGGGCUUUCUCGGUAGUGGCACCGGCCCUGUGGAACGCCCUCCCACCAGAUGUCAAAGAGAAGAACAACUACCAGACUUUUAAAAGACUUCUGAAGGCAGCCCUAUUUAGGGAAGCUUUUAAUGUUUAAUAGACUAUUGUAUUUUAAUAUUCUGUUGAAAGCCGCCCAGAGUGGCUGGGGAAACCCAGCCAGAUGGGCAGGGUAUAACAGGGUAUAAAUAAUAAAUUAUUAUUAUUAUUAUUAUUAUUAUUAUUAUUAUUAUUAUCAAUAAAGGCCACAUAAAUAUUCUGAUUGUUCUUAGUAUGUUUUCUAGAUGACCUUUGGGUCCCUUCCAACUCUUAAGAUUCUAUGAUCCUUAGAAUACAGUUCAGGGUAAAACACUGUGUCCUCUGAACUCAGCUGGUUAUUCAGGUGUAAUGUUGUUACUUUGUAACCAGUCUGAUCAUUUUUGAAGGAGAUACUGUGCAUAUAGCUUUGAGGAGAUGUCUUACUGGCUGAUAGUUUUGUGGAUGAUUCCUACCGUUAAAAGUGAAUAAUGAAGAAGAGACUGUAAUGUGGUUGAUAACAUUUCCACCCUAUUUGUUCAAAUAAGUAUACUGACCCUUAGAAAUGUCUACAGGACUCCCAUGAAGGAUAUAUAAAUUAUGUCGGGAUACAAAUUCUAACAAUUUCAGGCCCUGUGCCUUAUAUUUCUUGCCAAAGAAUAAUGAAGUCUAAGCCUAAAGAUAGCAAGAGAUCCUCUGCAGUAGCUCCAAUUUGGGCAUUAAAAUCCACACAAAGAAGUAAAUGCUGUGAGGAAUUUAUGACUGAUCUGUUCCAGCAGGGAUGUUAAAUCUGACCAAAGUUUGGUGGUCAGUGACAGACAAUUAGUAGGGGGAAGGUAGAUGAAAAGAAAGAUUCCUGAUUUAGUUUUGAUUUGUAUUGGCAAAAUAGCAUCAUUUUGAAUUCCAAAAUCUGCUAUCCAAACUUGCCCUGCUAAAUCAAGCUAUAUAAAGGAACUUAAGCCCCCACAUCAUUGUCCCUUUUUAAAUUUCUUAACAGCUGGCUGUCUAAAAGAGUUAAAACCCUGUAAGGGGGAGGGGGAGGGUUAAGUUCAUGAGGCCAAGUCUCUUUCAAACCUAUUAUAUCAAAUUGCUGGGACAUACAAAUAAUAUCCUUCUCGGCCUUCUUAUUUAUCCCAACCCACAGGUACCAGGAAAGAGUGUUAAGACCUUUUCUGGAUGUUUUCUAAUCAGUUAUGGCAUCUUAAAGGAGAGCUAAAGGCAUCAUAGCUUGCUUUUCUAUAAUUACCCCUAGGCCUGGUCUUAUCUUGAGCAUUUGUUAAUGGAGAAUCCUUUUGAUUUCUGGAAAAUAGAUUGCAAGCAGGGUAGGAACACAAGUUAGCAUAGAUUCAUAGAAUUGCAGAGUUGGAAGGGACUCAGAGGGUCUUCUAGUCCAACUCCCCAUUUAAUGCAGGAAUCUCAACACACAGUCCUCCCCCAAUAAAUCUGUUUUCAUCUCUCGCCCUGCUCCAAAAUGGUGGUCAUCUCCAAUGCUUGGGAGAAUCAUCAUGAUGUCUACUUUCCAUAUUCUUCUCCUUUAUUUCCCAUUUAGGGACUAAUGCUACAGUUCUCUACUCUUUUACUUGGGAGACAGCCCUAUGGAAUGAAUUGCUCUGAGUAGGUUUGCAUAGGAUAGUUUUGUUCGUGACCCAUUCAUUCUUUGGCUGAAGCUGCCAGGAAAAGAAUAUUGCAGGAAGAAGCAUCUGCCGUGAUCCCCUCCUUGCCCCUCCCGUUCCUCCACUCGUUUCUAGUCUGCCUUGUCUUUUCUAAGCAUUCCUUACUGGGAGCAAAUGCUUUCCAUCUACGCCAGGGUUCAGGUGUUUAGCAGUUUCAAAGAGCACUCUGUGGAGAGCAUCCUCUGGGGGAUCUUGCAGAAGCCUUAAUGUUUAUCAAAGUCUGUGACUUUUGUAGAGAUAUGAGAUCCUUGGGAAGUUCCAUCCUCAGCAACCCUGAGAAUAAAUGGUAAUUCUUGCCCAAAUGCUCCGAUUACUCCAACCCUCCCUGUCCAUUUCUCUCUCUCCUGACUCUCCCACUGCCCCUUAUCUACAGCAAGAGUAUUACUACUGUAGUAAGAAAUAUGCCCCUGAAUUGCCAUGUAUUCAGCGUUCAGUCUCAUGCACCUCUAAAGUGUGCAUUGGCCACUGCUGGGGUUGCAUCUGCCCAUAUUCUUCUCUUCUGCACAAAUAUUCAGUUAUGUCAUCUGGACAACUAUCAAAGCUUUAAUGCUGAAAGGUGGGCUUUCCCUGAGCUAACUUGCUCACCUCAGAAAUCUCAAAAUCCAAAAUGGAUCUGAAGUGCAGGAUAAAAUUUGCAAUGGUGGUUCCCAUUCUUCCUUUUUUUGUCACAGCUCAAACAGUAAGGUGUUCUGUUUGCAGCCUCUAUGGACUCUAUAAGGCCUGUCAUUAGAACAAGAUCUGGGUGUGUGGAAUUGGUAAUGCGCUGGGAUAAACUGAAGCUCAAUUCUGACAAGAUGGGGGAUGCUGCUGAUUGGUAGUAUGACAUGUGGUAUGUUGUACUCUCUCUUAAAGAUCUGGUUUGUGAGUGGAUCAUCUGCAAAUUCUCCUAAGACAAAAAGAUAGUUUACCCACAAUUAUUGACACUCUGGCAAUGUCCUGUUUAGACUAUUGCCAUUCAUUGUCCACAAGGCUACCCUUGAAGACCAUUUGGAAACUGGAGGUUGUACAAAACAAAUAUGGUGGGUAGACCACCAAUUUGGAUCUUGUCAGUCUUAAAACACAUGGAUUGGUUUCUGGUCCAUUUCGAGGCCAAAUUAUUGUGCUAGACCAAGAUGCCUCAAGUAGAGUCUCUUGCCUUAUGAACCCUCCUGAAUAUUAAUAUUCUUCUCAGAAGGGCCUUCUUCGGGUCUUACUGCCAUUUGAAGAGAAGUAGGUGGUGACUUGUGCUAUAGGGUAUUUUCUGUUAUAAUACCUUAUCUUUGAAAUGCUCUCCCUAUAUAGAGACUUGCCUGACACUGGCUUUGCUUUCUUUUUAGCACUAGGCAAAUGCAUUUUAAUUUACUCCAGCUUCUUAGUGUGCCUUAGUCUCAACUGAUGGUUUUAUCUGGUUCACAACCACCCGCUGUUCUGUUUUCAUUGUCUUUUUGUUGAAAGGUGUCAUUUUUAUUGAUGGAUGUUGUUUUAAAUGACUGAAUGAAAACUCUUUUGUGAGGUUUGCCUAAAAAGCACUAUAGAAAUGCUGAAAUAAAGAGAGGUGCUUAACCUGUUCUUCUGCUGCUUUGCCAGGAGAGAGAGAGACAGCUUUGCUAGGAGGUGGGAGCUGCAUCUUGCUUCUGUGUGAACCGUUUCUGAUUUUGGCCAAAGACGGGGUACAUAUCCCAGGAUGCAUCUGCUCUCAAAAUAGGCAAAUGUGCAGAAGAGUGAUUGAACACAUUCAAGGAGGAUAGACCAGUUGAGAUUAUUAGCCAUGUUGGCUUCAUAGUUUCAGAGACUCUUUGGCACUCAGUACUAGUUGCUGGGACGCGGGUGGUGCUGUGGGUAAAACCUCAGUGCCUAGGACUUGCUGAUCGUAUGGUCGGCGGUUCGAAUCCCCGUGGCGGGGUGAGCUCCUGUCUUUCGGUCCCAGCUCCUGCCCACCUAGCAGUUCAAAAGCACCCCUAAGUGCAAGUAGAUAAAUAGGUACCGCUUUAUAGCGGGAAGGUAAACGGCGUUUCCGUGUGCGGCGCUGGUGCUGGCUCACCAGUGCAGCUUCGUCACGCUGGCCACGUGACCCGGAAGUGUCUUCGGACGGUGCCGGCUCCUGGCCUCUUGAGCGAGAUGAGCGCACAACCCUAGAGUCGGUCACGACUGGCCCGUACGGGCAGGGGUACCUUUACCUUUUACUAGUUGCUGGAAGGCAACAACAGGGAGGGAGCUACUACCCUCAAGCCCUGCUUGUGAGAGUGAUAUAGUAUAGGAUACUGACCUACAUGGACCAUUGGUUUGACCCUACAGGGCUUUUCUAAUGUUAUCUGGGCAGGUGUGGGGAACCUUUGGCCCUCCAGAUAUUGUCUAACUACAACUCCCAUCAGCUCCAGCAAACAUGGCCAGUCACCAGGAAUGAUGUGAGAUGUAGUUCAGCAACCCCUGGCAAGCCAAAGGUUUCCCAUACCUGUUUUUGGGGCUGUGUUUUUAAGGUGCUUUUGCUGUAGACAGACUAAUAAUACACUGCACUUCAAUUUUUCAAAGUUCUUCCCAUAGAUAAUGUCAAUAAUCCUUAUAACACAUAUGAAAGGCAGGCCAAUACUAUUUUCCUCAUACCAAUCUGCUUCUUCUGCCAUAAAUUGGUCCCUUGCAUCCCGGUUCCUCCCUUCUUCCCUCUGCCUUGCCCGAGGCUGAUGCUGCCUGCUUUCCUUGAGCAGAGUGUGAGGAUUGCUAAUUAGCCCAGAAUUGAGCCAUAAAGUGGCUAAUCAGGGGAUCAGUAGAAUUGAUUUCCCAGUGCGACUCUUCGAAGGGACGCCUUUCCCUCUUUCCCCGCCCUGGGAUGAGCAACCAGAGUUGGUGCAGGAGUGGGAAAGGUCUCCCCAUCCUCUGUAUUGAGCACAUCUCAGUGGGCUACUGGGAAGAGCUGCUCCAGAUGGGCACGUGGCCUCUCUUAGCCAGGCUUCCUACUAUUUGUGCGCAACACCAUGCACACUGGAAAGGGGUAUUGGGAAGGGAGCAUGUACUGAUUGACAAGCUAAUGGGGAAAUCAUGUCAAGCAUCAGUACAAGCUCUCCUUGCAAUUCCCCUUUAUGGGGAGGGGCCCAUAGCUUGGAGAGCUGGCUUUGCAUGCAGAUAUCUCCUGUUCAAUUCCUGGCAACUCCAAUUUAAAACAUGUCAGGUUUCAGGGCUGGGAAAGACCUCGUUGCCUGAGACCUGGGGGAGCAGCUGCCAUUCUGAGUAGACAGCACUGGCUUAGAUGGGUCCCCUGGUUUGACAGCAUGAAAAGUUGCUUCCUAUGUUCAGCAAAGAGCACAUUGUUUCUGUCAAAUACUAAUGGAAUCUCUUUCCUGAUGCUUUACCUGUAGGGUGGCAAAACAGAUUUCCCCUGGGCUCAGAAUGAGAUGCGGGGGGGGGGGGGGAAUUCCCCAAGGCACUUUUCCCUUAAGGGGCCUCCUUUGUUCAGACCUCAUUCUUCCCAUACUCUUAAAUCCUUCAUCACCUGUUCCCUUGCACUUCAGCUGCUCCCUCUCCCUCUCUUGUCUCUCCACUUUACUGGAAAAUAAAUUAGCAGACUAAUUAGAUGACUAUCUUAAGCAGCCAGCAGUUGCUUCCUGCCGCAACUCCAGCUGAAUGCAAGAUGAUCACGGCAGUUAGAAGUAUCCGCUUGGGACUCGGAAUUGCCCAAGUUAAUCUGCCUGCCUCACCUGGGGCAAGUCACUGGGCCACUUUCCAUUUUCUGGAAGACAUGGCUGCAUUAAGAUAUAAAUAGCCUCAAAUGUGCCUUAUUUUCUGGAGAAAAUUCAAGGAGUUGUACAUCUACAUUCCAAAGGUUUGCUCCCAUUGCCUUCCCCCCCCUAAGUGUUGGCUAUGAAUGUUCAUUUCCUCAUCUUAAGCCAGUGGGUGUGAUGUUAAAUCUUAACAUGGAAAGUAGCUCUUUUAAGUAGCUCCUUCCUUGGAGGUUUUUAAGCAGAGGUUGGGUGGCCAUCUGUCAUGGAUGCUUUAGCUGAGAUUCCUGCAUUGCAGGGGGUUGGACUAGAUGGCCCUCAGGGUCCCUUCCAACUCUACAAUUCUAUGAUCUCCAUCCAGAUAUGAGUGUGUGUGUGUGUGUGUGUGUGUGUGUGUGUUUGCUUCUGAAGUGCAACGAGAGUACUCAUUUUGCUAAAAAGAGAGGAAUUGAGCAGCAGACAUUUGUGUCCCAAUCUGUACUGGUGGCAAAUGAAUACUCUUGCCCUGAUUCUGCUCUAGUCACACACAACUCAUGGUCCAUGGAAAAGAAUGUUUAUUUCUCAUCUAUGUCAAACGUCAGGCCAGCCUGGAUGAUCAUCCCAAUGCAGACCCAGAUAUGCACUGCCAUCAGUUCUUGUUGUUGUUUAGUCCUUUAGUCAUGUCCGACUCUUCAUGACCCCAUGAACCUGAGCACGCCAGGCACUCCUGUCUUCCACUGCCUCCCACAGUUUGCUCAGACUCAUCGGUAGCUAUGAGAACACCGUCCCACCAUCUUGUCCUCUGUCGUCCCCUUCUCCUUGUGCCCUCCAUCUUUCCCAACAUCAGGGUCUUUUCCAGGGAGUCUUCUCUUCUCAUGAGGUGGCCAAAGUAUGGGAGCCUCAGCGCCAUCAGUUCUGUCUUUGUGCAAACCUGCUUCUUUAUGCCUUGUUCCCCCUUGCUGGAUUGGGAUCUGUUCUUGCUAGAUAAGGAAUGGUGUCUUCUGUUUUUCUUACAGAGCAAUUAUCAGUGUAAUACAAAGCAUCACUUAGUGUAACUUUUUCUUUUAAAGCUACAGAUGACAUUUUAAUGCCAAUCUCAGGUUGAGUUUUAUUGGGAAUUGGGCAUCUUAAGUGACCUUUUGCGAACCUGUCCCUUGAUACUGCAAUUUUUGGAAUAUUUUGCUAAGGGGGGGCACUUUUAAUAAUUAGCAUGAGAGCCACAUGUUUCUUGCCCCUUUAUGCCGUAUUGAUCCCGGCAUUGGAGACCCACCAUAAAGCAAAACUUACCCUGCUGUUCAGGUAUCCUCUAAGUGUCUCUCUGCCACAUUUGUAAAAGGAGGAUUUUGCGGUUCCUGUUACUGGAGAGUAACCUCAUGUGCCAGUUAGUGUCUCUAAAGCCCUGAUCGGCAACCAACUUCAUUGCAGGCCCAUUUGCAGGAAGGGAUGCUGAGUAGAGCUUCACCACCAGAUUGCUGGCUGAGGUUCCCUUCAGAUCUAAUACAACCUAUUUUAAAACAGCUGCACAGUUCAAUUCCAGGCCCAAUUCAAGGAGCUUACGUUAUAUUGGAAGCCCUGAACAACUCAGGCUCAAAUACCUGAAAAGACUACUUCCUUCCCUACACACCCUCUUGGGUGUCAAGAUUGGCAGAGGGUGUCUGCUUGGCACUGUGGGUGGUGUGGCAGCCCAGGAGAGGGCAUUCUCUGCAGCAGCCCCUAAGUUGGGGGAUUUUCUCUUCCCACAAAGGUGUGUCCCACAAAGCACCUUCAAGAUACAGCUUUUGGUGAAUGCUGAAGGUGAACCUCUUUGCCCUGCUUUUGACACUACAGAUGUGUGUUUUUAGGGGGCGAGUAGCAACCAAGAGGCUCUGCCUGUUGCUUUAGCAGCCUGGGAAUACAAUCUGCAGCUGUCUCUCCUGCUUCUUUCUGUUGGAGGGUGGGACAGCUGAAACAUUUUUCAAGUCUCCAGUCAAACCCAAGGUGGGCAUUUUGAGCGGUUGGUGAAGAGUCUAGUCAUUCAUUCUUGGUGUUGUUUUAUGUGUGUUUCAGAUAGAUACCCUGGAGGAGAAGCUGACCCAGUGCAGAGAGAACUUGGAAGAGUUGGAUUUUAAGCUACGGAGAGAAGAACUGACUCCUGAGGGAAGGUACUAGUGGGAAUUCAAAGAGCUCAUUCAUACAUCAUGGAACUGCAAGUGUCUGUUGCUCAUGCAAACCACUGGUGGGCGAAGUUUGCUGAUUGCAAACAGCUCUGGACAGAGCAGAGAUUUAAUGAGAUCCCCCAGCUACAGUUUGCUCUGAAAAGGAGACAAUUUUGAACAAACUGAAGCCUGCCCUUUGCUGCUUUUUGUUUGUGGUGUAGCCUGUGCAGAUGCACUCUGAGCCUCAAUAUGCUCUUAAUUUAUCACCUUUCCUUGAUAAAUUCUUUUUGGACCACCCAGAGAAUCUUGGGCCAGAAGGAGGGGGAUGGCAGCAAACAAGAGGAGGGACUGGCUAGUUUGGAUGCUUAUGAACAAAUUGCUAAGAGGUUGGCUCCAUUUCUUUCUGAUCCUCAAAGCCCCCAAUGCAAUUUUGCCAGCCUUUUAUCUUCUACAGUAGCCAUUCAACAGCUGCUUUAGAAUUGGCUAGAUUUCUCCCCACCCUGGCUGGUGUCUCUCUCUCUUCCUCCUUUGACGUACUUCUAAGAGUCCUUCUCUGCAUGCCCUUCCCAACAUGAACACAUUCUGUGCUCUUCCCUUAACUCGCUCUGCAGUCUACUUUGGCUCUAUUUACACCCUGUCUCAUGCUUUGCUCUCGGGUGGGGUGGGGUGGAACAAACCCUAUUAGGCCCCCUGCCUUCCCCAACUACACCACAGAGCUUGCUCGGAACCAGCAGCCAAUUUGCUGGCGUCUCUUUAUUUCUAGCCACACAGUGGCUGCUGCAUGUCUUCUCCGCUGUUAUUGGAACCGUACUGUUGCUGCAGGUGCUACUUUCAGGCAAUUUGUUUUGUUCUUGUGCUUUAAACUAUGGAUUAAUUAAUCAUGUUGUGCAGCUAACAAUGCAAAGCUGUAGAUUUGUUCCCCUUCUUAAAAGAUGUGCUGUGGAAAAGCAGUGCAGCUGUUCAGUAAGGGCUUCUACUAGAUUCAGGCAAGAUGACCUAAUGUGGGGAAACAGAUGCGCUUAUGUCCCUUGAACAUUCAACCACAUGCAAGACUCUGCAAUUUUCUGCUCAGAAGUGGCAGAUUGGAAACUUCGUCUGGGAUGAAGCAGUCAGGAUUUCUGACUGAGAUGAGUGGACUUGGAAAGAAAGGGCAAUAAUAUUUCCUUGAGAGAGAUCCUCCUCUGAGGAUGUAUUUAUUUUCUAAUGAGGAAAUGUGUGUAUUUAAGCACUCUUUUGGGAGGCAACCAGGAGUUGCAUGCUGUUGAGUAGCUGGAAUGGCAUGGAAGCAAGUGGGGAGGCUAAAUUCUGAAUCCAGUGCAGAAAUGCAGCUCUCUGUCCCUCCUCUGUCAGCAGGCUAGUUACUUUUGUGGGGUUAUUUACAAAAGGCUGAUUUAAGCUCCCCCAGUUUGUUAGAGCCCUGUGGAAGGGAGCUGACUUGAGGUUAAGCACAGGCAGCAGAUAAGGUAAACCAGUAUCUGCACUAUACUGUAGAUCAGUGUUUCUCAACCUUGGGUCCCCAGCUGUUGUUGGACUACAACUCCCAUCAUCCCUAGCUAGCAGAACCAGUGGUAUCUAUUCUAUGGCAGAUCUCUUUGUGAUUUGUCACGGGUCGGCAAGGGUUUCCGCCUCUCAACGAUUCAACAGUAGCAAAACCUAAAAAGCUUUCCCACUGGAAUUUGAUUGCUGAAAAACAACAAUUGGAGAACAAUCAGUAAGAAGGAUUUAUGAGCUUCCUUCUUUUACUGAUCACAAAUUCCUGAUCUGACCAGGUACUUUAUACCUAGCAUAAGCCUGCCUGUCUAAGCUACCAGUGGCACGUACAGGUUCUAGCAGAAAUAAAGUAGAUCCCACAAGCCUGAAGUCUGCCCACCCUUGAGACCUGCAGAUGGGGGGAGUCACAUGAUAGAAGUCCCUGCAUUUAAAACAAGCAAAACAAGCUAGGCUAGAGCCUUCCUCCCUGCCAUGUCAGUUUUUGCAUGGAGAGCCAGUGUGGUGUAAUGGUUAAGAGUGUUGGACUAUGACCUGGGAGAGCAGGGUUUGAAUUCCCAGUCAGCCCUCAACUCAAGUUACAGGGAACCAGGCAGAGGGCCUUCUCAGUAGUGGCACCCACCCUAUGGAAUGCCCUCCCACCAGCCAUCUGAAGGCAGCCCUGUUUAGGGAAGCUUUUAAUGUUUAAUAGGUUAUUGUAUUUAUUGUAUUUUAGUGUUCUGUUGGAAGCCGCCCAGAGUGGCUGGGGAAACCCAGCCAGAUGGGUGGGGUAUAAAUAAUAAAUAAUAAUUUAUUAUUAUUAUUAUUAUUAUUUUAUUACUAUGUGACCCUGGGGCCAGUCACCAUCUCUUAGCCUAACCUACCUCACAGGGUUGCUGUGAGGAUGAACGGGGGUGGGGUGGGGAACCAUGCACACCACUCUGAGUUCCUUGGAAGAAAAGGUGGUAUGUAAAUGUAAUAAAUGUAAUAAAAAUAAUCAUAUGAGUGGUGCCCACCUGCAGUGAUACAGUCCAGACACAGUUUGUGAUAACUACAGAGGCCUUAAAGUCUAGGUGCCAGAGUACCCUCUCAGCCAGCCGUGGGGAAGAUUUUAUUUCACUGCACAACUUUCAGAAUAUCUAAUAAUCAUUCUCACAUAUUUGCAGAAAGUCACUGGAAAGAGAGAGAAAUCUGCUAGCAACCAAAGCUGAAAAUUAUGGUAAGGAAUGAGUAACUUUAGAAACGGCUUUCCCCAAAGACAUACCAUUAAUUCACAGGCUCACGAGAGGGAGGAGCUGUGAAACUAAAGUAAUUCAUUCAACUGCCCAUACGCUCAUGGAAAACUGUUUUUUAAUGCAGACAUCAUAAAUGCCUUCCAAAACAGAGUUCAAGCACUCCUUGCUAGAAUUUAUGUAUUAGAAUUCUGCAGUAAAACCCCUAAUUUUUGCAAGAAUAUACAUUUCCAUUUAAACAGUGUAAAUUAAGGAUGUUGACUAUUUCAGCUUGAAAAGGUAAAAUGAGAGCAGAAAAGCAAUGGAUAAAUAAAAAUAGGGCAAGUGUAUCAUAAAACAGGUUGGGGUUGAGGUGGAGAAUGGCUGCAGAUAAAUGAUCUUUGCUUGCCUAGGGUUACCUAGCAAAUGCAUGGCCGAGAUUAGAUUUGAAGCAGGUACUUCCUGUCUCCUAGCUCAGACACUCCCAACCCACUACACUGCUCCAGGGGAAAAGUAACUCUAAACUCAAGUGUAGCUUGGACCUUUUGCAGUUGCCCAGAACAGGUGUUGUUCCUCUUAACUUUAGUGUUUCCUGUUCACUGAAUGCCACUAAUGCAUUUAGCCUCUUUCCCAAGGUGAUUUCAAUUUUUAGAAUUUGCUGAACGUAUCACACACAAAUACUCUUAAAAAAUCUCCAUCAUUCAAAGAGAGAAUUUCCCUGAAAUGGAGCCUUAUAAAGCCAAGGUUAUUAAUUAACCCUCUUUCAGACACAGUAAGGCCAAAUCCUACACAUCCUGAAAGAAAUCCUGCUUUUUACUAAUAGGAAUGCAAAACAAUUUGUCAGAUCGCGACAUUUCUCUUGUUCAUUGAGAGAGCCGAUAGCUUUGUUAACCAUUUUGCUGGCUUGGCUGAUAUAUGAUGUAAUUCUUCAGGCCUUGAUUUGUUUGGUGUACAAAAGAGGAAGCAAUUUUGCAACUGCUAGACUUCCAAGUUCUGGGUGCCCCCUGGUGAGAAAAUAAAGCUUGCUUGCACUCCCAUUAAAUACGUUCUGCAUCAAAUGCAGAGUAGUCUCUUGAUAAGAUGGCCCUUAAGGAGUCGCUUUUGUGGGAUCUCUGAAGAUGGGUGGGAAUGUACAUGCACCAGAAAUAAUGGGGGACGACAACAGGGGGGCAGAGUUUGGAUAAAGCCUUUGGUCAAGGAGGCUCUGGCCAUUUAGCAGCACAGUGACUGUUCAAUUCAGACUGUGGUUGUAAACCCUGCCUCAUGUAGGCCCAUGGUCCAGCAUCUUGGGGCAAAAAGGAAAUGACAUGGAUAGCUGCAAGGAAAGGCUAACUGUGUUAACAGUCUAAUUGUGAGAAACAAAGAUUGCCAUCCCCACUUAAAAGCCCUGGCACCAAGGAAUAUGGUUAUUGGUUGCUGGGAAAGGAACCAAAGUAUCUUCCUUCCCUUAUUUGCCCCCACAGCAGGAAAACUCAAUUCCCUGAACACCCAGCCCUUAGUAUUCCAUGAUUGCAUUUCCUCAAGUAGUGCAUACAUCGUACUUGAAAUUGCUGCAUGUAUGAUAUCAUGGCGACAGCAAGUGGCUAUUGGCCAUAUCAGCACUGGGGCUGAGUGACAUACUUCCUUCCUAUAGGUUUUUUUCCCCCAAUUUGAUUUUUAAAAAUGUCUAGCUUCUUGGCUAGAGAUGGAGGGUUUCUGACUGUACUUCUAGGGCCUUUUAAAAUACAAGAAAGCAAAACCCUAGUACGGCAACCUCCUUCGCACUUCUGCUAUGCCAUGUUGCAAACUUUGCUCUUAGUUGUCUCAAAGAAAGGGUGCAGAGAGGGAGCCCUCCUUGCAGCAAGACUCCUGCUUCCCUUCCAUUAGUCCAUGCUACUAUGGCUGAGAACUACUUCAAAGCUCACUCUCUCUGCUUGUGGUCAGGAAAGCCCCUGAUAAUUGCUUCAUUAGCCCACUAUCUAUCCUUCGCUCUUUAGGUUGUGCUGCCACCUGCUGGCUUGUUGUGAAUCUCAUUUGCUCCAGAGAUCUCGCCCACCCUCUGGAUUUGAAAAUAACCUCAGGACCAGGUCUAUCAGAAAGCCACUUCACACAUUUCACUGCACAAAGUUGUACAUCUAAAGGUAGCAUGCAAGUAAACUUUUUAAGGGAGCUGUACUUGGCUGCAGUUAUUCCCUUUUUAUAUUUUAAUGGAAACCUUAUAAACAGGUGAAAUGGGUCUGUGGUGUUAGAAAGGACGCAAUGAGAUCAUGUGGCCCAGCUUCCAGGACCAAGUUGUUCCACUAUUAUCCAUGAUAGAUUCCUGAGAGACUCUUAGAAAACCUCAGAGGAAAGACAUUUCACCACCUCCCUGCCACAGAACACAACUGGAAAAUUCCUCCCAAUGUCUGAUCUAAAAUAUUUCUCUGCCUUCCUGAUGUAGUUGAUGCUGUUUCUAAAUAGCCAGCAUGCACGGUUGGUCAGUGAAGGGAGCAGUGCCCCAUAAGAGCACCAGAGAUGCAGUGAGAACUAGCUUCCAGUCAAGGGCUGAAGAACUUUCUGCCCCAUUUUAAUGCAAUGGGCUCAUCUCAGUUAAAGCUGUCUCCCUGAGGAGCUAGCAAAUACAAAGGGACAUCCGCCUGAGCUGUCGUAUUAACACCUGAAACUUCCCAUUAAAAUUAUACUCCUCUGGCAGUCGCACGCCGAGCUGCGCUCUGACCUCUGCCGCCGCUGCAGUCAGCGACAAUGAUUCUGUUGUCAAAUAAGCAGUCGCUAUGGUCUAACCUCUCGCAGAAAUUACAAAAGCGCCGAAAUUGCCUCUGAAGAGGCUUGAUUGCUGUGUAGCAGCCCAAGGUUGGUGUAGCAAGGCAGCUGCGGCACAGCUAUUGAGUAGGCUCUCAAUUAAACUGGAGCUAGCUUUCUUUAUGUUACACUCACACCCCACCUUUCCUCCAAGGAAUUUAGGGCAGAAUACUUCAUCCUCACAACCACCCCACGAGGCAGUGCUAGGCUGAGACAUUGCCUGGACCCUCAGGUCCGGGGAAUGGCUAAGAUGGGAACAGUCGCAUAGAAGCUGGCAAGCAACAUAAAUUCCCCUGGAACCCUCCACCUUCUUUAACCAAACAGCUGGGGCCACAGAUGGGCAAAGCCAGAGACAACACUGGGAGAAGCAGUGAAUGCAACUCCUACCUUUGCACAGUAGGUUACACUCUGGCCACACAAAAUUCACACCACACACAUCACCAUCCAGGCAGUAAGGCAGCUCAAAGCAGCAUUCCAGCUAAGACAUUGGAGCAGGAUCAGCGAGAGGCACAGUCUGACUAGAGCGACAUGAGUGAGAGGGUUGCAUCCAGUCCCUCAGGCCACAGUUUCUCAUCCCAUAAUUCAGACUAGUCAUAUAGUUAGGCAGAGAGGCACUUUCCUGCCUCGACUAGUAAUUCCUUUUGAAGCAGCAGGUUUCCACUGGCUCAAUACGUUCAAUGACACAGAGGUGGACUGAAGUAAAAUGUUUGUACGUGUCAGUAAAGCCAGCUCAUAUGUCGCCAUGUAAUUGUUUUAGGACUACAUAGCAAGCAUUUUGAGUUACACAGAGCUCUUCUGCAAGCAGGUUUAUGAAAACUAGGCUUAAAACUCAAGGCUUCAUAAGAACCUUAAGCAGGACUCUAAAAAGAUUUGUGGACCUCCUUUAAGAACCUUGAGUAGGAAUAUAAAGAUUUGUGAAUAUCCUUUAAGCUCCUUAUCCUACCUCCUAAGCAGCUGGACUAAGAAAAAGCUACAUUUCAACCACCUGGGAUCUGAAUUCAAUGAGCAUGCUGCUGAGACAUAACUUUUAUUCUCACAAACCAAAGCAAUCCCGCCAUCAUAAUUCCUUUUGCAAUCAUUCAAUGGGUUAAAUGAGAGCACCACAUUUGGUGGUUGUGCAAGAACUGCUUUCCUUUUUGUGCUCUCCAGUUAUCCGUAACAGGAUUAAGCUGAAGCCACAGGCUGAUUGCAAAAGUCAGGUUGAUGCAGCAGGUUGAGGGAUAUUUCAUACACCUUGAGUUUCCCCCUCUAAAAGAGAGAUUAUUUUAUUCAACCUUUGCAAAAUUUACGAAAACUUCAGGCAGAGAGAUAAAAUGAAAGCUCAGGCAGUGCUUUAUAACAAGGCCUCUAGACUCUGCCAUGCCCCUCAUCCAGGCUUGUUCUUCUUCUAUGUCAGGCCCUGUAAUACACUGCUUCUGUUUGUAAGAGUUAUCCAUCUGCAAGUAAGGCAUGCAGCUGAGAGAGGGAGAGCACAUCUACCUAUAAUGGAGAAACGCAACCACAUUCUAAAAAAAUAUAUAAAUGUUUAAGGCAAUAGCUUAAAGAACAUUAGAAGGCUUAAACACUGCCAGUUCCACAGUAGAGGCACUAAAAGAAAUGGAACAGGCCUGUCUUAGAUGAGCGGCUGUCUGGGAGAGGUCUAAAAUCCAGUUUUUAUCAGGCUCGCUAAUGUGGCGAGACACUAGAGCAAGAAAACUUGAUUUCCCCCAAACAGAGGUUGUGGGUAAUUUUGUGACGAAAGUAGCACCUGUGUUUUUCUCUUUUCAGAGAAAGAACUGAAAGCACUUCGCCAUGAAAACCGCAAGAAUGCAGCCCUCUCAGUGGCCCUCGUGCUGCUGCUUGUCGUUAUUUACACUUGCUGGACGAUGUAG
Podarcis lilfordi (Lilford's wall lizard) is the source of this 25016-nucleotide messenger RNA. The record is from the annotation of a GenBank genome assembly. Lineage: Eukaryota; Metazoa; Chordata; Lepidosauria; Squamata; Lacertidae.